This is a messenger RNA of Penicillium cosmopolitanum, 1206 nucleotides long. RefSeq lists its product as uncharacterized. Gene Ontology annotation, molecular function: O-methyltransferase activity. Lineage: Eukaryota; Fungi; Ascomycota; Eurotiomycetes; Eurotiales; Aspergillaceae. The transcript has 5 exons. The record is from RefSeq and is a predicted model, not a curated record. The coding region runs from base 1 to 1206 and encodes 401 amino acids.
AUGGAGAAUAUCAUUGAUCAGAUCAAAUCGCUAGCACAAGAUGCGGACGAGGCCGGUCGGAGGAAGAUUCUUGAUGGACUUCGCGAUCUAGCCUUGUCUCUUGAAACCCCGCAGGAUACGAUGCAAAGGAUUUCGUAUCUGCAUCUUCAACCUGCCUUGGUUCGAGUCGGUCUGGACUUGAACAUCUUCAAAACCCUCGCCGAAAGUGAUCACCCGCUCAAUUUAGAUGAACUGGCUACCAAGGCAAAUGCAGCACCGACGCUUUUAGAUCAAGCGACCAUUAUAAACUCGUGGCAAAGUUUGAAGCGAAUUGCUAAUAUUGAGCUAAAAGCCCGCGUUUUACGCUAUCUCGCGUCGGUCGGCACAAUCAAGGAGACUGGAGACAACACAUUCACCGGUAAUAAUAUUACUAGAUCUCUGAGUGACGAAGGUAUCGCUAGCGCCAUAUACCAUAACGUGAACAUCAUUGCUCCUCCAAUCUUCGCUCUUCCCGACUUUUUGGUGAAGAACAAAUAUCAAGACAUUACAAGUUCGGUCAACACACCUUUACAACAGGCUUUCAACACCGAUCAACCGGCAUUUGUCUGGGCCCAGACAAAACCGGACCUCUUUGUUCAUUUUAACAAGUUCAUGGAGGCAGAACAACGUGGAAUGCGUCGAUGGUUCGAUGUAUUUCCGAUCGAAGAAAAAUCCAAGGACCUGAGCCCGGACCAGGCCUUAUUUGUGGACGUUGGAGGAAAUAUCGGACAUCAAAGCCUGGCUCUGAAAAAGCGACUGCCCGACAUAAAAAAUGACAUAAUCGUGGAGGAUAUGGAAAUAGUUAUCUCGUGCGUUAUACCAUGCGAAGGCGUGAAAACUGUCGUGUUUGACUUCUUCCAGCCCCAAGUAGUCCGAGGAGCUCGAUUCUACUACUUCCGCAGUAUUCUGCAUGAUUGGGCCGAUGAGAAAGCAUUGAUAAUAUUGAAGAAUACCAUUUCUGCACUGGGACCCGACUCCGCCAUUCUUAUUGACGAAAUGGUUCUGCCGAAUUCUGGGGUCCAUUGGCAUGCAACACAAGUCGAUAUGGCUAUGAUGUCCUCGCUCGCGUCAUUGGAACGGACUACUAAACAAUGGCACAGCCUCUUGGAAAGGGCGGGUCUCAAGAUUGUGGAGAUACACACAUACUCCGCUCGUUAUAACUCUAUAUUGGAAUGUGUGCCAGUAUAG